ACUCUGCUGCGUUUACUUAGUGGUGGAGGUGAAAUGGAGGCCAGUGUUCCUUCAACUGACAUUUUACUCUCCUUGGGCUUUUUUGAGGGUAGUAUGUGGAAUCAGUGUUAUGACUUUUCAGUCAUAUCUCCCCUAUUUUAAAACUGCAGAGUUGGGCUUCCCUGGUGGCACAGUGGUUAAGAAUCCGCCUGCCAAUGCAGGGGACCCGGGUUCGAUCCCUGGUCUGGGAAGAUCCCACAUGCUGUGGAGCAGCUAAGCCCGUGCGCCACAACUACUGAGCCUGCGCUCUGGAGCCCGCGAGCCACAACUACUGAAGUCUGUGCACCACAACUGCUGAAGCCUGCACACCUAGAACCCAUGCUCCGCAGCAAGAGAAGCCACUGCAAAGAGAAGCCUGCAUGCCGCAACGGAGAGUAACCCCCACUUGCCACAACUAGAGAAAGCCCGUGCACAGCAACAAAGACCCAAUGCAGCCAAAAAAAGAAAAAAGAAAAAAGAAAAAAAAAACCCAAACUGCAGAGUUCAUCUUACUACCUUACUGGGGAGCACCUCGGCAAUAAAUUCUGAUGGAAAAAACUUGUCUGAUGAAUGGGGCAGGAAGGCAUCACAGCAGUGCUGACACUAGCAUUGCAGUUUGCUGAACCUUGUGUCCACUGAUCAUUCCAAGAGCUAGCUGUCCAAGAUUCAACAAUGUCUCACCCAUCUUGGCUGCCACCCAAAAGCUCUGCUGAGCCCCUUGGCCAUGUGUCUGCACGGAUGGAGACCACCCAUUCCUUUGGGACCCCCAGCAUUUCAGUGUCCACACAACAACCACCGAAGAAGUUUGCCCCAGUCGUUGCUCCAAAGCCCAAGUACAACCCAUACAAGCAACCUGGCGGUGAAGGUGAUUUUCUUCCACCCCCGCCUCCACCUCUAGAUGAUUCCAGUGCUUCUCCAUCGGGCUCUGGGAACUUCCCUCCUCCGCCUACCCUUGAUGACAGUACUUUCAGGGCACAGGGAAAUCCUGGAGGCAAGACCCUUGAGGAGAGACGCUCGAGCCUGGAUGCUGAGAUCGACUCGUUGACUAGCAUCUUGGCUGACCUGGAGUGCAGCUCCCCCUACAAGCCUCGGCCUCCACAGGGCUCUACUAGCUCAACAACAGCUUCUCCUCCAGUCUCCACCCCUGUCACAGGACAUAAGAGAAUGGUCAUACCAAACCAGCCCCCUCUGACGGCAACGAAAAAGUCUACAUUGAAGCCACAGCCUGUACCCCAGGCUGCACCCAUCCCCGUGGCUCCAAUUGGAACACUAAAACCCCAGCCUCAGCCCGUCCCAGCCUCCUACACUACGGCAUCUACCCCUUCAAGGCCUACCUUCAAUGUGCAGGUGAAGUCAGCCCAGCCCAGCUCUCAUUACAUGGCUGCCCCUUCACCAGGACAAUUUUAUGGCUCGGGGCCAGGGACCCAGGGCUAUAACACUCAACCAGUUCCUGUCGCUGGGCAGGGUCCACCUCCUUCUACACGGGGAGGCAUGGAUUAUGCGUAUAUUCCACCACCAGGACUUCAGCCUGAGCCUGGGUAUGGGUAUGUCCCCAACCAAGGACGCUAUUAUGAACCCUAUUGUGCAGCGGGGCCUGGCUAUGGGGGCAAAAAUGACUCUGAUCCUGCCUAUGGUCAACAAGGUCACCCAAAUACCUGGAAGCGGGAACAAGGGUAUACUCCUUCUGGCACCGGGAACCAGAACCCUGCUGGGAUGUAUCCAGUUGCUGGUCCCAAGAAGACCUAUAUCACAGAUCCUGUUUCAGCCCCCUGUGCACCGCCACUGCAACCAAAGAGUGGACAAACAGGAUCCAUGGGGCCUCCGGCUGUCCCCUCCUCAUUCCGCCCUGAAGAUGAGCUCGAGCAUCUGACCAAGAAGAUGCUGUAUGACAUGGAAAAUCCACCCGCCGAUGAAUACUUUGGCCGCUGUGCUCGCUGUGGGGAAAAUGUAGUAGGGGAAGGUACAGGAUGCACUGCCAUGGAUCAGGUCUUCCACGUGGAUUGUUUUACCUGCAUCGUCUGUAACAACAAGCUCCGAGGGCAGCCCUUCUAUGCAGUGGAGAAGAAAGCCUACUGUGAGCCCUGCUACAUCAAUACCCUGGAGCAGUGCAGCGUGUGCUCCAAGCCCAUCAUGGAGCGGAUUCUCCGAGCCACUGGGAAGGCCUAUCAUCCUCACUGCUUUACCUGCGUGAUGUGCCACCGCAGCCUGGAUGGGAUCCCGUUCACCGUGGACGCUGGCGGCCUCAUCCACUGCAUCGAAGACUUCCACAAGAAGUUUGCCCCCCGCUGUUCUGUGUGCAAGGAGCCUAUCAUGCCAGCCCCCGGCCAGGAAGAGACUGUCCGGAUUGUGGCUCUGGAUCGCGAUUUCCAUGUUCACUGCUACCGGUGUGAGGAUUGUGGUGGUCUCCUGUCUGAAGGAGAUAACCAAGGCUGCUACCCUUUGGAUGGACACAUCCUCUGCAAGACCUGCAACUCUGCCCGCAUCAGGGUGUUGACCGCCAAGGCUAGCACUGACCUUUAAAUCCAGUCACCUAUUUAGCGGUUAGUUGGUGGCUCUGAGAAGGAUGAAACACAAGAAAAAUAUAAGAAGAGAAAUAGGAAAAGAGAGGAAAGGCAGUCAAGCUAUGGGAUGGUCUCUAUUUCAUCCACUAUUAACCUUUCUUUAGAAACACAUAGAGUAUGAGAUUUUUUAAAGUUCUUACCAAAUACACAUUUCACAUUUAAUCAUGUAGGACCUUGAUGGGCCUUUGUUCCCAAGGACUUGCACAUUUUUGCACGGAUUAUGCUCCAUCCCAUUCACUUCUGCAUUCCUUUAACUUUUAAUCCCUAUGUUUGUCUCACUUUUCAUCUGGUUGAAUGGCUUUUUUUAGUGUGGUAUUUGCUGUCACACAGUUUUUCCUGGGUGAGUCUGCAAACUCACAGGUGCUUUUAGGCUUGAAGGCUCCAUCCUAUCACUUCCACACUGCCAGUGAGCAUAAAAGAUAGCCAUUCGUUUUCUGUGUUUUGAAAAAUAGAUGUUUCUGUUGCUCUAAACUAGUCAUGUUCCUUGGGGAAAAAAAUGCACAAUUAUAUGUCAGGCUAUAAAGAAUUUAAGCUGUAAAUUACCUAGGUUAAAAGAAGCCCACAUUGAAUUUGCAGCCACCCUAAUUCAAAAUCUAUAAUGACCAGUGUUUGGGGCUCAUUUGAAAACAGAUACUGGUGAGAGAGAACCAAACUUCAAUAUUUUUCUAAAGAAAUUACAGAUGGGGUAUGCUGGAUAAAGCAUUUGGGGGUUAUAUUUGAAAAACUCAUUAUUACCCCAAAAUAUUAUCUUAAGAUUUUCCUUUUCCAUGCUACCUGGACAUAAUAAUAUGGGCAGAGUUGGUUUUCUCUAGAAUAUAACAUUUCCAAUACUGUUCCGCUUUUCAUGUCAGAAAUAUUGCCAUUUUUUUUUUUAAUAUCCAAACACAAGUACCAAAAUUGACUUUUUCUCUAGAGGAAAAUAGCUAUAAAGAGCAGUUUAAAUUUUUUUUUCCAGGCCCAGGUCCUUUUUGCCUGACAGUUGCAAAUCAGGGCACAUAAAAUUGUGUUAGUUUUGUGUAGUUUACUUUAAAAAGACAGGAAAGCUUGAAAAGCUUGUGAAACCACAGUUUCAUUAUUCUUAUAAUCAUUCUACAACUCAAAUUACAUACACUGCAGAAGACAUUUUCAUAUCAUCGAUGUGACAUUUACACCACACUUUCAAAGACAAUCACUGAAAAAACAUCGCCUUGUUGAGCUAAAAAUAUGCAGAGUCUCUGCCUAGAAUCUUUAUUCAAACUCUUAUUGGGCAGUGAAAUGCUUGCUUGCCAGCUCUAGGACCGCAUAUACUUUAUUAGGUUUUAACAUGUUUCUUUUAAGGAAGGACACUUCUCUUAGUAGCAGGUUACCGUUUUGUAAACUAAUUAAGUAUCUUGGAUUAAGAUUAGUUAAAACUUUCUUCAAGUUUUUCACAAGUAUAUACUUUUAAAUUAUGAAGUAUUUUAAAUAUACACAAAAGUAUAAAUAAUAAUAUAAUGAAUCUCUGUGCCACCCAGUUUAAGAAAUCAAAUAUAACAAAUAUAGCUACAUUCCCCUGUAUACCCUUCCCUGAUUCCACAGAUAUUUUUUUCAUGAUUAGAAAGUGAUAAAGUUUUCUAGUCUGACUUUUGUUUCUAAUUUUUCAUUUUAACACUCAGAAAUGAAAAAUUGUGUGUGUUUUGAAUUGCAACCCAGGCCUCAAGAGUCCCAAUUAAAUUUAUUUUACUUUAGUAGGAAUAAUCAUAAAGGUGGUUGAUUUUUUUUUUUUUUUUUCUGUAAGAAAUUCUUAAGCUUAUAGGUCUUCUGAGUUAAUCUGUGGCUCAUUUGCUUUGGUCACCAAACGGUUUUGUUUUAGAACCACCACAGUUACAGCUUUUCAAAGGGUCGUUUGACCACUGUCCUUUCCUUACCUUGCUGCCCUUAUCCUUGGUCUCACAUUUCUCAUAAUGUGAAAUACAAGGGGUCCACUUCGGGCAGCAUGUGAAUUUUAGGAUACAAUGGCAACCGUAUCUCUGAAUUUCUGUCUUCCAAAUGAAAGGCCAGACCAUGCGGAUGAGCUCAAAGAAUACUGACUAUUAGACAAUUGAGGUGAUCAUGAUAAUAUAAUCUGCUUGAAUUGUUUCAGUAACUUGUUUUCUAUGAAAUACUUGGGGGGAAAUUGUCUUUUGGUCAAAAGCAAAGAGCCCAGUUUGUUGAGAGAUAGAUUUUAUCUCUUGACGUGCAGUCCUAUUAGUAUGAAUUUUGCCAAAGGAGGGAGAAUUUAUGAAAUAUUUAUACUAUAAAAAUGCAAUAACAUUCUACUUGUUUGUUACAUUUAAGUCCUUAUGUAACUGAAUGUUUACAUGCCAAAAAAAAAAAAGAGUUAUAAAAAAGUGCUUUCACAGGCCCCUCACUGUGGCAUUGCCAGAAUACUGCUUGCUUACAAUCUUUAUAGUGCAUUUUUAUCACAUAACCUCAGAGUAUCUUUACCAAAGAUUUUUAAAGUAAAUCUCUUUUUAAUAUAGACUUACCAUACUUUUAUAAUAAUGAAUGUGCUCACCUACAUAUAUAGACUAUUUAGAUUUAGAUUUUUUUUUUCUUUCACAAGGUAUAAUAAGGAAAGGAUCCUAAAAUAUUUUAUUUCAGGAUUUCUUAAAUAUAUGAUUUAUAUUGCUUUCUUAUCUUCUGUUAAUCAUUUGGUGUCAGCAAUGCCAAAUCAUUUUUUACUGUUUUAGCUACAUGAAAUUUUGCCUAUAACAGAGAUAUAAAGCUCUAGUACCUUAAGGAUUAUAAUUCUACUGUCUUUUGAUAUAUUGCCUUGAUUGUUAAUCAUUUAAAUACAUAAAUAAUAGAAAAGAAUCAUAGAGUCUAUAAGAGAAAGUUUGUAAAAAUAUACUGGCUUAAAAAAAUUGUCAAGAACACAAAUAUUUGGUAAUUUUAUGUAACAUGAGAGACAUGCAAAAGGAAGAAGAAACCCACUGUGUCUUGGGCUCUGCAGACCGUUUCACAGUUAGAUUUCUCCAUUGCCUGGAUCUCCAGCUCAUGGCGACUCAGUGUGGAGUCUCAUCUGCAAACAAAUCGGCCUUUAAAACUCAAAAAUAAGUCACGUGUCCCAGCAAAGUGCAUCAAGACUUUGAGAUCCUGAACAUCUCUGCAGCUCAAAGAUGUGGGUUCUUUUUUCUUUCAUUAACAAAUUGUUUCUGUAAGAGCAACUUCUCUGAUCAAAAUUACUCAUUGAGUGUAUGCUGAUUAAUACAGUGGAGAUAUCAACAGUAUAAUUGUUUUCUCACUAUGAAAUAUUCUGCAGAGAUGUUUGUGAUGACGUUUCAAGCAUAUAAAACUCUCAAGUGUUUUAUAUUUGGGUCCCAGGGGGGAAAAAAAGCAUUUUACCAUGGGGCUAUAGUAGAGGGUUUAUGGAAUAUAGACAGGACUCUGAAAACACAACUUCCAACAGUUUUCCUAGUUAGUAAAAAUCCUAUUAAUGUGAACCAGCCAGGAGUAACAGUGUUAUUUCUAUUUGAUAUGGUUUGGGCUUCUCUUGUCAAAUCUGUGUCGGCUGCCCCUUGAUCCCUCCAUUAUCAAGUUUUGCAGGGUGUUGGGGAAGUUAUGGCAGCUUCCAGGGAGAUCAGGGAAACACUGAUGUAACCUCACAGCCUCUUACCAUUCCUCUUGGCUUGGAAAGGCUUUUUUUCCAUAUACAUUUCUAGAAAUAUUGCUAUUCUACCUUAGUAUUUCACAUUUGUAGUUUAAACAAGCGAUUGUCCAUCUGUUGCCUAGAGCUACAGUACAUGUGUGUUAUGAAUGAAAUAUGACAGCAUGUUCCAUACCAUGCUUUAGCCAUCUGUAGGAAACCAGGAGGCUGGAAAAGAUAUACCUCUGCAAAAUGUGCCUCAAGUUCAUUUCCUGAGAUCGUUCUUUUGGUGCACUUUCAUGGGAGACAAUCAGAGAGCAACAUGUAUGUGUGCCUAAUUUUUAAAGAAUCUUUACACUACUAUGAAUGCUCCACUGAAGAGUCUGUCACUUAAAUAACCAUCCCCAAAUCUCUAAGAUAUACUCAUCAAAAAGUCAAAAUCCAGAGAAAUCUGAACUCUUCAUCUUAAUGUAUUCUAACAGUAUUUCUGUCCUCGCCAUCUCUUAGAAGUACCUUACGGAUUCCUAAAUUAGGUAAACAUUCUUAUGCCACAAGGUGAUGUCUUGGGUGUUGUUAGUGACUUAGUGGUCUUACUCUCAUUUUAGUUAGAUAAUGAAGACAGACUUCCACUUGAGCCUUUAACACCUAUUCAGCAUGUCCACUUUUUUUUUAAUUGCCACAAUUUUUUUGUUUGUUGUUGUUUUUUUAAAUUUAAUAGUGUACAGAACACGUUGAGGAUCUUGGUUCUGAGUCAUUAUUAUGGUGCAAUCAUGAACAUUUCAGGUCAGGUUAUUUCCUUGACAGAUAACUUUUCUCAUGAAGCUGUUGUUUAGUUCACUUAUUAUUUCAACCUUUAAAAAGUGAUCUGAUUAAAGCUGUGUGGCGUGGUGAGAGUUCUUCCCCUCUCUCUCUCUCUCUCCCCCCACCCCUUGUCUCCCUUCUUAUUCCUUCCCAUUCCUACUCAUUAAUGUUAUCGUGAUUGGACUUUUCAUAAAUAAGUUAAAUCAAUGCAUUACAAUCCUUAUGGAAUUAUGAUCAUAUUAAAGGAAGAAUUGUACCGCAAAAUAUGUGUCAUCCAUCAAUUCUUUCUUUAAAAGUGCCUAUUUUUCCAGAUUGUGUUUAUUCAUAAAGUGAGGUGAGAUAAUAGAGUCUUUCAGUUUUAUUUUAAUGAGAUUUCAUCAGGGACUCAGAUCACAGAGUUCUUGGCAGAUUCCUUUAUGACUGGCCUACUUUUCUCAGCUAUAGGCAAAGUGAUCUUUCUAAGACUAGGUUGAGAUUUAUUUUUUAAUCCAAAGCAUUUUGACUAACAAAACAAUCAUAUUUUUAAGUGGUGGCAUGUUAUUUUAGAUCAGUGAAACUUGAGAGUUUUCCUUAUGGCAGGGGAAAGCUAUUAUCCUUCUGGAAUUUUUGCACAUAUCAGCAUUUUUCCCAUGACAAUAAUAUUAAACCCUAAUACUUGAAUCACAGUAUUUUGCAGGGAGUAGGUCAGCAACAGAGUUUUUCCUGAAGCACAGAUUACAGACCUGUAGUCUGUUUAUAAAAAGCAACCUGAGAAGAACAAUCUGGGUCUUUCAGUAAAACAUUGUCUUAAAAUGAGUCUGAGAUUCUUUUGAACUCUGGCUAAGACUGAUCAAAACAGGCCUUCUGUGUCGAUUUUUUAUAAAUUUGUUUAGAAAAAGCUUAUAAUUCUAGGACUGUAUUUCUAUUUUAGGUUUCUGCCCUUCUGUUUUCUACAAGUUGAUCUCGAUUUUCCUUUUUACGAGGAUCACAUAUGAGGAAAGUAAAAGCAUAAUUAAUACAUACAUAAUUCAAUACACAAAUGAAUUUGCCCAGAAUUAAUGAUAGUCUCAGUGAAUGUGUUGUUUUGAUAAACAGGCAGAGGUUUGGGGGGGGGGUUUUGUUUGUUUUGGGGUUGUUGUUUUUUUUACCUGUCUCCAGGAAGAGAGGGAUUUGGCGGGAAGGAGGAAUUUGAGAGAAGGAGCAGGUCACAAUUUAAACCAUAAGAUUCUUGUACAGUGUAUCUCAGAAUUUUCAUAGGAGUUUUAAGGAUGGGCAAUUGUAGUUUUUUAAACAAGUAAAAUAUUUAUAUUUCCAAGUUUAUGAGGUGUUUAAAAAUCACUAUGGCUAACAAUGUAUUUUUCCCUUGUCAGAAGAGAAUUAAAAUGGGAGCUGCUUCUCAGCCUCAUGGCAUGGCCAUAACUACACAAGACUUUUAUAAUACAUGUCAUUUCAUCCCUCUGUGAGAGGGCCAUAGCUCGUUCUCUUUGUGACAGAUGGCAAUGCAUAUUCUUACGUAGUCUUAGUUAAGCUGUACUACACCCUGAGCAUCUCUGAAGGUUAGAGGUUUCUGCUUUCACACAUUCAAUAUUUCAUCCCUUCUGAUGUACCUACUUGGUGCGCACAGUAAGCAGGAGUUGUUUCGGUCUGCGGGCCUCUUGUUCAAACCCAGUCAUCCAUUUUCUGUCACGCGCUGCCGAAACAGCCGUACUAGAAUUGAUUUGUACUGCUUUUUUCCUUUUUACUUACAAGCACAGAAAACUAACUUUAGCUUACUAAGUUCAAAGAAGAAAUAGAAAAUGGCAUAUUUUUCCUUCAAUAUAGAAAGGAAAGACACUUACUCCUUUACCUCUUUUAUUUUCCUGGACCCUGUGCAAAAAGUUGUAGACUCUGUAAUUUUGUUAUCCAACAUGGGUGUGGCUUAUUUUGUGGGAAGUUGUGUGGAAGAUGCAUUUUAUUAAACUCAUUGACUUUUCUCCCGUGAAGUUACCAAAAAAAAAUUACUAAAAUCUUCGCUCUUUAUUCCUGAUUGUUACUUAAUUUAUGGCAGUUUCUAACCACACUAAUAAAUAUCUCUUAUCCUAGCCCUUGUUAUAAGCACAGAUUUUGUAGGAUUCUACAAGCAAAAUGUUAUGUAUACCAGAAAGAUGAGGGAAACCGAUAGCUAAUUCUUUGUAAUACCUUAAGAUGGUUACAUUAAUCUUUCCCUACUGUGUGCUUGAUACUUUUUCCAGGAUACUUAUUCACUUAUGGGCAAGAGAAAACAUCAUUCAUCUAACUCUGUUAGAUAUUUACCUAAUAGUCCCAAAUAGAAGUCUUAUUAAAUGACCCACAAAUGCAAUCAACUUGGUACUGAACAUAGCUUCUAAAUUCAGUGUUCAACCCCAGGAAUAGAAUGAUCUACCAAGACUGAGACAGGUUUCAUUAUGUCAUCUUGUGUUCUACACCAGUGUAGAGGGCUAUAGCUGACCCCAAGCCCCAGUGCUGUUCCUAGACAAAUCGUGCGUCCUUUAAGGAUCUGAAUCUCCCGUUAUUUUCCUGAAAAGUCUCCAUUUCACAUCUUCUUAGAGCUGGCUAGUAUGUAGUAGUAUUCAUGGCAGUCCCUUCUUCCAUUGGGGCAACUUUUUUCUACAAAAGUUCUUCGGUGUUAAACAAAACUCUGGCUCUGGAGCUAUGCACAAGAAGUCUAAUGUCUAAUGUCUAAAUCGUUGCCUCUCGGUCAGAUAUCACUAACUCUUUCAGCUUUUCCUCAUUGAUUGACAUGGUAUCAAGUCCAAUCACCCUCUUGCUUCUCCUUUGAACAGUUGGACCCAACAAUAUUUUCUAAUUUUGUUUCAAUCUACUUGGUGAAAUGUGGCCAGCACUUUGGGUCAGGCUAGGUAAAAACACUUUCUUCAGGGUUGAAAGUAAGUGGAAUUGGAAUCAUCCAAAGGAAACUGAUAUUCGAUGUGGAAACUUCCCCCAAGGACUCAGACCCAGGAGAGUGAAAGCUUGAUGAGGCUAGAUCUCCCAUGUGUGCAAAACAGUCCUCUUACACUGUGUCCUUUACUGUUUUUGUUGUUACCAAAAAGUCAAAAGAGGAAGUGAGCUAGUUUGUAUAUAUGUCAUCCAUAAGACUCCCACUUCUUGGUCAAUGUUCAUAAAUUCUCUUCAACCCUUUCCCUUUGUUCUUGUCUUCUCAAGAAUAAGACAUUUCUUGUCCAUGUUCCCAUACUGAAUACACAAAAAGAGUCCUGAGCUCUUUAUAGGUUCCACAUAAAUAUUUCUGGCUGGUUGGGUGUUGAGAUUUGCUUUGAUUCUUCUGGGCUCAAAUGUUAGUACCUAUAGAUGUUGCACUCUAGACCAAGUGAGCAGCUUCCCUACUUGAUUAGUUAAGAACUACCCUUAGAAGUCCAUGUUUUCUCUAUACUUCUGUCUUUCUAACAUCUUUACCCCUUACUCAUCUCCUCAAUGUAGUAAUCACUUUAAGAGAACCAGCCGCUAAGUAAUUUUGAUUGAAGCUAACUGCAGUAAAAUCAAAUAAGUUCAGUCUGCACUCCAUAGGAAGGAAUAUAGCUUCAGGAAAAGUAAUUCUCCCCAGUGGUAUCAGUAAGGCUUCAUGGAAGAGUGAACUUUGUUAAGGAAUCUUGGUUCAUUGGCUUGAUUUAGAAGUUUAGAGAAGACUAUUGACGGCACCAGAAACAAAAGGAAAGCAUAGGUUAUGUUCAGAGAAGACCUUCUGCUUUAAGUAUCACAGAUUCUGGAAUGUCCUUCACAGGAGAAAACGCUUCCAGAUAUUCAAGGUCAGUGAGAAGGGAAAAGCAUAGAGCAAGAUUGAUUCAAUUUGCUUUUUCAUCUCUAUGUAAAUGUAAGAUGGGAUAAAUUGUCAAAUUAUAAUCCAAUCCAUACAGUAUCAACAGGAAUCUUCUUUGAUAACAUACAAAAUGCACAUUUGCAUUGGUUCAUAGUUCUGUACUCCACUCUUGCACCAAACACCCCUAUCUUUUGAGCCCACAAGGCAAUGAGCAGGACACCUCUAUUUUCCUAUUACUUCUAGGUCCACAAUUGGAAAGGACUCCACAUUCAUCUAUUCCACUUGGUGUUAAAAUUCCCUUAUAGAUUUCUUGCUAAGUGAUAAUCCAGACUCUGCUUAAGCAUCACCUGCAACAAGGAGCUCAUUACUUCUUAAGCUCUUCCAUUUCCUCCAUCAUGCUUUGUUCCAAGCUCCCAGAACCAGCCUUUCGGGCUUAGGUGCUCCUUGGUGCCGCACAAAAUUAAUCUUUAGUACAUAAUAAAAUGUCGCUCCCUCCCUCUGUUUUCCUUCCAAAUAUAUUUUGCUUUUGGCGACACGUUACUUUACAAAAAAUAAACUUUGAUUUUUUUUUUUUUAGCUGAAGAUUAUAAAAACUUUUAAACAUCCUUAAAAAUAGUCUGAAGGGUUUUCUGAGGGUUAGGUUUUAGAGUAUGAGUUUGGGGUUGCUGUUUUUACUUUCUUAUUCAAAAGACAAACUGUUCUGACCGUUGUUAUACAGCUUCAUGCCUUCCCCCAGUAACUAACCCAUGAAACCCUCUCCUGUUAUUCAUUCUGCUGAUAAUGACCUUAAAAUGUUGGGAAAUGUCAGCGUGUGAUCUCCACUUCUAACAAGGAAAACGUCAAAAGCAAAAAAUACUGGUUCUAUUGAAAUGCAUCACCUCUGGCCAGUUGUCCUUUGCGAAAGGAAGGAGGUUACAUUAUGUCAUGGUUUUACAUAGAAAUGUACACAUUCUUUCCAUAUUGUCCCGAGUUACUAUUUAGUGUCAAUACCAUUCCUUGGUCUUUGGGAGGACAAGGCUUGCAGCCCUUCCACCCCAGCCUUAAAUUCCAGAGUCCUAUCGGCAGAACCUGUCAUCAGGCUCCUGGGCAGGACUUGGAGGUGGCUUUCUGAGCUCUGAAAUAAUAAUUCCUAAGAGAGCUUACAAACUGCUCUCACACAUAAAACAGCCCUGGGAGGAAGGUUAUUAAUAGCCCUAUCCUAGAAGAGAAAGCUGAGGCUCAGAAUUGUUAAGUGACUUGCCAAAAGCGAUAGAGCUGGGGCUUCCCUGGUGGGGCAGUGGUUGAGAGUCCGCCUGCCGAUGCAGGGGACACGGGUUCGUGCCCCGGUCCGGGAAGAUCCCACAUGCCGCGGAGCGGCUGGGCCCGUGAGCCAUGGCCGCUGAGCCUGCGCGUCCGGAGCCUGUGCUCCGCAACGGGAGAGGCCACAACGGUGAGAGGCCCGCAUACCGCAAAAAAAAAAAAAAAAAAAAAGCGAUAGAGCUGGUAAGUGGUAGAUUUGGGGACAUACCCAGGUCUUGCAAGUCCAGUGCUCUCUCCAGUGGCCGCUCUCAGGGCACAAAAUACCUCAGAGCACACUGUAUGCUUCUCACAGACCACCGUGCCCCCUGUUUGAGGGCAUCCAAGGAAAUUCACACAGGUUACUCAGCUAUCAGGUGGCAGAGCCAUGUGUGUACUGUGGUGUUUGAGAUCAUUUAGAGCUUGCAUGCAUUUUCUGUGUCAUCUUGUGGGAAACAACUAGGUAUUCUGAUUGGCAGUGUGAUGGAGCCGGUGAGGAAGGGCCACCACUAAGAACAAACACUGUGGCACUGAAGUACACUUCAGCAAAUUUCCCCAGAGACCGUGGUUUACUUUACAUUAACUGAAAAACUCUCUGGAAAUGUGAGGUUCCGAUUAUCAACCAAGACCAUGUCAUUUAGAAUCCAGUGGCAUGCAGAAGUGACUUGACCCUUAGGACCAUUCUCCUGUGGGCUACGAUUUACACCCCACAGAGGCAGGAACUGCUGUAGGUAAACAAUGCAUAUUCUUCUCUCAGUUCACAUUUAUCGAGGCCCACCAAGUAUAUGUCACAGCAUCAGGCAUUUCCGAGCCAGCCAACCGACCUUGACCUUGAAAUGUCUGUGAACAAAUGCUAUGGGAUUGACUGCCGUCCUGCGACUUGGCUUUUGCUAUUUGAUAGCCUGGGCCUACCCAGCUGUGGUUGUUUUGUGAUUUGUGUGUGCUUAUCAUGAGGCGUUUGGUACUAUGUUGUUUCCAGCAUACUUACUUGGAAGCCUGCGUGUAGAUUCUAGAACCUGCUCUACGUGGCAUUUCAACAACUGGGUGUGCCUUCUCUUGAGCUGCAUCCCUCAGGAAGCUGUGCCUUUUGAUGUGUGCUCUUGGCUUUUUAGUUCCUCCCAUUUCUCAUUAUAGUUGUUUGGCUUUAAGUUAAGAUCUGUUCACUGACUGAAAAAUAUCUUUCUGCAUCUGAGUUAAAUCUACUGCAGGGAACCUUUAAAAUGAGCUUAUCUAAUAAGCUUUCUAGGCAUUUUCCCUCCCUAGAGGCUUCCAUCCAUCAGGCUGGCCUCAUCAUCCCUCUGCUGAAUUCCCUGGGAUUAAUGAGGGCCAAGUUAAAUAACAAAUGGCCUCUCACCCCUUUCCAGUCUUCACACCUGGGAGAUACAGGCGGGGCCAGCGGGGCCAGUAGACGAGUCUCUUUGGCUGAAAUGGCAACGUUUAGACACUGGAAAGGUGGCUGAUCUUGCUGUGAGGUCUGAUUAAUGUGAUGACUGAUAGAGUGGAAAAUGAUUUCUCGUAGAAUAACAGGUAUAACCCCCACUACAGGAGUGGGGUAGCAGAAGCAGCAUUCUGAGAACUUUAUCUGGGUGAGUAUGCCUGAGCCCAGACUCACUUGGGUAGAAACUGUGCUGUCUUAUUAGAGGGAAUAAAAGGACAGUGAAGCUGUGAAUACGAAAAAGCAGCCCUUUAAAAAAAUCAAGGGAGCCACAAACUCUGAUUUAUCUUUACGUAAUGUAAAGGAAAUUAUGAAUGCAUUUUCUUCUUCCUCCACUGUACACAGUAUUACCCCCCAUACUUAGGGAAAAUACAAUUGUGUUGUCCUCAAAACGCUCAUCCAUGCACGUGCUUGCACACAGGUGCACACUCUCUCUCUCACACGCACACGCACACACACACACACACUCACACGCAGACAUCUUCCAAGAAGGCUGAUCCUUCAAAAAGGAAAUCUUAUUUUAAAACACUUGGAUUUUUCAGGCCAAGAAACUAAUAAUUCCUAGACCUGACCCAUUUUAGUGACUGCUAAAAAAGAAAAGAGAAAGCUAUUUAAAUUUUGUACGCAUCCAUUUAUCUCUUAAAAUAUGCCAAAGCAAUUUGCGGUGAGGGUGGAGACUAAGGUAUUUAUCUCUGCUGCUUGAGACUCUCUUUAUAUUUCUACCUGUUGGGAAAAGGGUAAGAACUAUUCUUGCGCGGUUAUUAUUUGAAGCAUUUGUGUUGCCACCUUGUACGGUGCCUGCUUUGCUUCCUACCGAGGCAUAAGAAUGAGUUGUUUUUUUGACUCCUUCUCCCCCAUCACGAGGGAGUAAAUAUUAAAGCCUGAAUGUCUUCCUCACCAAAUUAUUUCACUCCAUUUCUGAGCUAGUUUAGAAAGUGCACAAGGGGGAGAGCUAGCUUUUCCUGGAUAUAUGUCUCCAUUUUUCUUCUUUCUUGGGAGACAGAUAUAAAGGAAACAAAUCCAGUUUCUUUUCAUCUCUCUUUCUCUUUGGGUGACAGUUGAUGAUCACUUAGUAAUUAUAAACCAGAAGUAGGCGAAUAGCUUAGCCAGGUUAUGAUGUAUCUGCCAACAUGCUUCAUUCCUUCAAACACAGACUUGGAGAGGAAAAGAGAUUUUAUCAUUUAAAUGCCAACAAUAGGAAUGGCCUCAUAUUUUAACUUUCAAACAGUAAAAGGUGAGGUGAUAUUUGGGCAGUGUUUGCAUUUUACUAACCCUAUGUGCCUUCUGCUUAGUUUUUAGAUGAAUGUCAUUACAUUAACAUAUCAGGGUGAAAUUGCCAAAAAGUGUUACAGUGCCUUGGACCUUCCUCACUGGGUAGCAAGUUGAAACUGGGAUAAACCGUGCCAGGCUGCUUACUUAACUGAAAUAUCUGAACUGAGGUGUAUCCUUGAUGAAAGAGAUUUAGGACCCUGGAGACUAAAUCUUGUCACCCACCAUUAGCUUCUAUUUAACUAGUUGCAAAAUCAUUUUUAAAUGACUUUCUUCCUUUUAGUACCCAUUUUUUCUCUUGGGAAAGCUGAUGAGCAAAUUAUCCAAGAAUUAUUUCUUAUUAAACAAAGUCAGAAUAUCUCCCCCCCCAAAAUCUGAAGUAGUCCUCAUUAAUUUUCAGGAAACAUAUGAAAAAGCAAAUAGAAUUAAAGAUGGCAUCGAUUGUCUGAUUAUUUAGCAUGAAUAAAAUUAUGUGAUUUAAUGUACCUUCAGCGAAAAUUUAAACUAAAGGCAAAACUUUCACAGCAGGAUGCAGUAUUGAACUUUUGCCUUGGUAUCGAUGCAAUUAAUUACUUUUUUGUUUUGCCUUUUAAACUUCACUUUUAUCAUUCUUUAUCAUUGGUUAAACAGAUUUGGAGCUGUCUCUUUCUCUACUGGGAAUAUGUGCAAUUAUGAGAUGCACCCCUCCCCCAAAAAAGGAAGGGAAAAGAAAGAACUUUCAGGUUGCAAAUCUGUGCCUUGAAGUAGACUUGACAUGAAGAUGCAGAGCCGGAGGAUAGUAAUUUUCCCUGAGCCGUACACACCAGCUUUUAUUUCAUGGCUUUGUCACAGGCUUUUCUCCUUCUGUGCUGUCACCUUUGAGAAAAAUGAUUGCACCUUCUCCAAGUCUGCCUUUUAACAGCUACAGUUGAGUUGGCAAGACUUCCCCAGCUCUGAAUAUAGCCAUUUGCCGACUCCGGCCUCUUUGCGAGACUGACUCAAAUCUGUGAUCUUCUGUUCAGCAUACACAUCAGCAAAGUGAGAAGAUGAGCACUAAAUAUAGGCUCUAUUAACUUUACUUUUAGAUUUACUGCCUUCAAAAAAGUGCCUAUUCUGAGAAACAUAGACGUUAUUCCUACAUAUGUAUGUACACACGGUACCCAGAGUCAUACCGUGCAGCCUUCAAAAACAUACCAUCGAAAGGAGUAGGUGCUAAGAUAAGGAAACCUUGCCAAAUGAAAGUCCCUCGUUUCCAAUAUCCCCUCCCAAGUGGCACCGUGAAACAGGCUGCAAGCACAUUCCCUGAGCAUUCCUUGCUGAUACAGCCACUUUAUAUUUUUAUCCUACUGGGUGGUGGCAUAUUGCUGAGGUUUCCUGUAUCUACUUCAAGGGAAUAUAUUAUGCUUUAUGGAAUUGGAACAUUUAGUCAGGAAAAAAAUUGUUUAAGGGAAUUAAUGAGCCAGGGUCUGUAUUAGGAUAUGUGUCAUAUGUGUGUUUUAUAAACUAAGCAUUGGUGAGCUUAGAAUGUCAGCACAUUGCUUCUCCUUUUAUCUCUCAGGCUAACAUCAGUGAAAACUAAAGAAAAGUCUUGGCUCUGAGAAUUGGAGGCUCAGGGGGCCAAAGGCCCUUGCCAGAUCCUUAGAGCAUCUUUACUUUGACUCCUAAAAAUAGUAGCCCAUGUUAUUUAAUGGCUUUUGUUUCCAUGGUUCUGUCACUGACAUUAUAACUGUAGAUACUGUCGACGGAGCAGCAGCUCAGCCUAGAAAGUUGGAUUCUCACCCAGGUGUGGCAAUAGGAGAGGGUCUGGACAAAUAGGACGAGGUAGACUAUGCACGAUUUUAGGAAAAGGGUUGAAGGGAGGACGUGCUUCCAAAAAAGAUCUUUCUCAAUGUGUCGUCUGACUCAACCAGCUGGCAAAUUACACUUGCCAAGUCGCUCUCUUCCCUUCUAAGUCAGUUGGCUCCACGUUCACUUGAUUCUGCCUGGGAAGGCAGGAUACCUCCAUUUAGCCUUUCCCCAAGGAAGCUCUUGGCAUCCUCUUGGUCCCAAAGUUAUCUCCUAUGCCACCUAGUUUCACCAAAUGGAAUUAAAGGGUGACAAGCAAUAGAAGAUGCUUCCCACGCCCUUGCAGUCAGCCACCAUUCUGCUUUCCAUCUAAGGGGCUCCACUACUUAAACUAGGGAGGAGGGCGGAACGGAUCAUGGUUUCAUAAUUUCCAGAGUGUGGACCACCCUUCCUUAGUUAUCAUUUUAUGAGACCACUUGUCAUUCUUUGGAGAAAGUGAUACUC
Messenger RNA from Physeter macrocephalus (sperm whale), 16982 nucleotides. It is a transcript of the gene LPP, whose product is annotated as LIM domain containing preferred translocation partner in lipoma. Gene Ontology annotation, biological process: cell-cell adhesion. The transcript has 11 exons. The record is from RefSeq and is a predicted model, not a curated record. NCBI's taxonomy places the organism in Eukaryota, Metazoa, Chordata, Mammalia, Artiodactyla, Physeteridae. Gene Ontology annotation, cellular component: stress fiber; focal adhesion. Bases 691 to 2538 code for a protein of 615 amino acids.